AUGAGCCAGCAGGAUGCGGUCGCCGCGCUUUCAGAACGCCUGCUCAUAGCUGCGUACAAAGGCCAGACGGAGAAUGUGGUUCAGCUCAUCAACAAGGGCGCCAAGGUAGCGGUUACCAAGCAUGGCCGGACGCCCCUGCAUCUUGCUGCCAAUAAGGGCCAUCUCUCUGUGGUCCAGAUCUUGCUGAAGGCUGGCUGUGACCUCGAUGUCCAGGAUGAUGGGGACCAGACCGCCUUGCACCGGGCUGCGGUGGUGGGGAACACCGAGGUCAUCACGGCGCUCAUCCAGGAGGGCUGUGCCCUGGACCGACAGGACAAGGACGGGAACACGGCCCUGCACGAGGCGUCCUGGCACGGUUUCAGCCAGUCGGCCAAGCUGCUCGUUAAAGCUGGAGCCAACGUGCUUGCCAAGAACAAGGCAGGGAACACGGCUCUGCACCUGGCCUGCCAGAACAGCCAUGCCCAGAGCACCCGCGUCCUUCUGCUGGGCGGCUCCCGCGCCGACCUCAAAAAUAAUGCAGGCGACACCUGUUUGCACGUCGCAGCACGCUACAACCACUUGUCCAUCAUUAAGCUCCUCCUCAGCGCUUUCUGUUCUGUCCAUGAGAAGAACCAGGCUGGAGACACAGCACUUCAUAUUGCCGCUGCCCUGAAUCACAAGAAGGUGGUUAAAGUCUUGCUGGAAGCCGGAGCAGAUGGGACCAUCGUCAAUAAUGCAGGCCGGACUCCGCUGGAGACUGCCCGCUACCACAAUAAUCCGGAAGUGGCUCUCCUCCUCACUAAAGCGCCCCAGGUCUUGCGCUUCAGUCGUGGGCGAAGCCUGAGGAAAAAGAGAGAGAGGCUCAAGGAAGAGAGGAGAGCUCAGUCUGUGCCGAGAGAUGAGGUGGCCCAAGGCAAGGGAAGUGUCUCGGCAGGAGACACCCAUAGUAGUGAACAGGCUGCACCCAGGAAAGAAGAGGCCAGAGAAGAUGUCCUGUCCGCCUCCCCGGAGCCCAGAGCAAAGGACAGCAGACAGAGAAAGUCAAGACCCAAGGUGUCAGCGUUUUCUGACCCCACCCCUCCGGCAGACCAGCAGCCCGGCCAGCAGAAGAACGUGCACGCUCACAAUCACCCUAAAAAGAGGCCCAGGCAUCGCUGCUCGUCCCCGCCCCCGCCGCAUGAGUUCAGAGCGUACCAGCUCUACACGCUGUACCGGGGCAAGGACGGCAAAGUGAUGCAGGCGCCAAUAAACGGCUGUCGGUGUGAACCCCUGAUCAACAAGCUGGAGAAUCAGCUGGAAGCAGCUGUGGAGGAGAUCAAAGCAGAGCUGGUGUCGGUUCAGGACAAGAUGAACGUGAAGCUGGGGCACAUGGAGAAUAAGACCCAGCACCAAAUGCGGGUUCUGGACAAGCUGAUGGUGGAGCGACUCUCCGCGGAGAGGACGGAGUGCCUGAGCCGGCUGCAGCAGCACUGGGACUCGGAGAAGCGCGAAGGGGAGAGACGGCAGAUGUCCUUGGUGGAUGAAUUAAAAACCUGGUGCAUGUUAAAGAUUCAGAAUCUGGAGCUGAAGCUUUCUGGAGAUUCUAGGGCCUCCAGGACUAAGUCCACGCCGUCCACUUGCGAGUCCUCCACAGGUGUGGAUCAGUCAGUGGUGACUGCAGGCCCAGUGGCCGCCUCGGACAGUUCCCCCCAGGUGGUCAGGCCCAAGGACAAGGCCCUCAGCUCCGCCGCCACCCACAGACCCCAGCAGCAGGAGCUGUCUUCCUCGGACUGUACGGGCUCCCGACUGAGGAGCGUCAAAGUCCAGACAGCCUCGCUCCCCUUGAAAGAGGCAGCCAGAGGCGAUCCGCAGGCUGGGCCUUGUGUUGACAGAGGCACCCAGACCAAGAAGUCUGGGAAAAGCGGGCAGACGAGGCACCGAGGCCAGCCCCCAGCAGUCAGCACUGCCGGCGGGCAGCCGCCGCCUCCAGCAGCCGGCGGCGAGCAGACCGCCCCUCACGCUCGAGACACCUCCCAAGCGCUGGAGCUCACCCAGUAUUUCUUUGAGGCUGUUUCCACCCAGAUGGAAAAGUGGUAUGAAAGGAAGAUUGAAGAAGCACGAAGCCAAGCCAGUCAGAAAGCCCAGCAAGACAAGGCCACGCUGGAGGAACACAUUAGAAGUUUAGAGGAGGAACUUGCUAAACUAAGGACUAAGGUACAGAAGGAAAACUAG
Messenger RNA from Rangifer tarandus platyrhynchus (Svalbard reindeer), 2190 nucleotides. Lineage: Eukaryota; Metazoa; Chordata; Mammalia; Artiodactyla; Cervidae. The record is from the annotation of a GenBank genome assembly.